AUGGCAGAGGCACAGCAGAACAUACACCAGGAAUGCGCUGAUUUCCGAGUCCUCACAUGGGACAAGCCGACCACGAAAUGGAACAAUCCUGAGGAUAUCCGCCCGGUUGACUUCUGCGACCAGACGUUGCACCCGGUGCUACGGACAGACUCGCAUGUUGUGGUGAUAUUCGCAGACGCAGAUAAGGUGCGCGUGUGCGACUCCUGCAAGAAAUGCUUCUCCGAUAAACUCCGCAUCCCAGAGCUGUGGUGGUCAAGCUACAGUCGCAGAUCAAAUGGUUACUUUGGCAGUGAAACAUUUCGAGAUGAACAAGGGGAUAUUUCAUCACUUAAUACAUGGUCGCGCUUCCUCGCCAAACAAUUAAACGAGGACGGUCAUUCAUGGCACAAAUUCAACAUCUUCACACACUGGGUCGCUUCGUCUCAUCAGACCUUUCUUGUCGUCUUCGAAAACCACAAUCAACUCAGACUAAGAGAAAGACUCCCCGAUCCGCUACUCAAAGACUCUCACAACGAUGUCCACAGCGAUCCCUUCUGGUUCUACCCUCGCUUGUUUGAGGAGCUGUCCGUUCUCCAGGACAACACCGUCUGGGCAGUCCGCACCCGUGUGAGGAAUAUUGAGAAAAAAGAUCUAACCAAAAAGCCGAAGCCGAAUUACAGAUACCUACAUGACACUGCGAGACAUGCUAUCCACGUGUCGGAGACGCUCGAAGUGGCCGAGAAGACCAUCGCGGCCAUCGUGCAGCAACACAGCGCUUUUCAAGAAGAAGUAGUAGCCUCGGACGAUAAGCGGGCAAAAGCAAAAUAUCGGUACGUUGGUGAGCGCAUGGUAUGGUACGACCACAUCCUGCAGAGCCUUCGAUGUCGAGCAUCCGCGAACAAGGAACGUCUCCUCAACGAGAUCCAACUAGCCUUCAACUCAGUGGCACAGUACGACUCGCGAAUCUCUGUGGAGAUCGGCCAAGCGACACAAUCCGACAGCGCGGCGAUGAAGACAAUAGCCUUUGCGACACUCACCUUCCUACCAGCCACGUUCGUCUCAGCGCUCUUCAGCAUGUCUUUCUUCAAGGUCGACGACGACACUGGCGUGUGGAGUGUUUCAGAUAAGUUCUGGAUUUACUGGGUGAUUGCGAUACCUGUUACUCUGCUCACGGGUGUGUUGUGGUUGUCGGGUCGGAAGGUGUUCCAGCCUCCCAAGAUUGGAGAGGAUGAACCGUUUGUGAAGAAGUAUCAAACGUUACUUGGGUUUAUGAAACGGGGUGGUGAUAAGGCUGAUGAGAUUGAGAUGGUGUAG
Molecule: messenger RNA, 1293 nt
Organism: Fusarium sp. VM40
Lineage: Eukaryota; Fungi; Ascomycota; Sordariomycetes; Hypocreales; Nectriaceae
Source: the annotation of a GenBank genome assembly